AGAGCGAGGGAGGGGAGAGAGAGUGAGAGACCCAGAGAGAAAGCCGGAGAGCAGCACGCAGAAACUGCCGGCGCCUGCUAGCUUUCGCAGCCCCCCGCGUGGACCCUCUGGGAACUUGGCAUCUUCAAGAUCCCCGCGGUUCCCCCCAGGCCCGCUCCACGGAGCUGGCUGUGCAGCCGGAGCCUCCGCCGCCCGGCAGUCACCCUGGGAAGCGGUCGGAAGCAGAGACAGCAAGCUCUCUCCAGUAGCGGAUAACGGGGAAUGGAGACCAAUUGUCGCAAACUAGUGUCGGCGUGUGUGCAAUUAGGCGUGCAGCCGGCGGCCGUUGAAUGUCUCUUCUCCAAAGACUCCGAAAUCAAAAAGGUCGAGUUCACGGACUCUCCCGAGAGCCGGAAAGAGGCAGCCAGCAGCAAGCUGUUCCCGCGGCAGCAUCCCGGCGCCAAUGAGAAAGAUAAAGGCCAGCAGGGAAAGAAUGAGGACGUGGGCGCAGAGGACCCGUCCAAGAAGAAGCGACAACGCCGGCAGAGGACUCAUUUCACUAGCCAGCAGCUGCAAGAGCUGGAAGCCACUUUCCAGAGAAACCGCUACCCAGACAUGUCCACUCGAGAAGAAAUCGCCGUGUGGACCAACCUUACGGAAGCCCGAGUCCGGGUUUGGUUCAAGAAUCGCCGGGCCAAAUGGAGAAAGCGGGAACGCAACCAGCAGGCCGAGUUAUGCAAGAACGGCUUCGGGCCACAGUUCAACGGGCUCAUGCAACCCUACGACGACAUGUACCCCGGCUACUCGUACAACAACUGGGCGGCCAAGGGCCUCACGUCGGCGUCUCUGUCCACCAAGAGCUUCCCUUUCUUCAACUCUAUGAACGUCAACCCCCUGUCCUCACAGAGCAUGUUUUCCCCACCCAACUCCAUCUCAUCCAUGAGUAUGUCGUCCAGCAUGGUGCCCUCCGCGGUGACCGGCGUCCCGGGCUCCAGCCUCAACAGCCUGAAUAACUUGAACAACCUGAGCAGCCCGUCGCUGAAUUCCGCGGUGCCCACGCCCGCCUGUCCUUACGCGCCGCCGACUCCUCCGUACGUUUAUAGGGACACAUGUAACUCGAGCCUAGCCAGCCUGAGACUGAAAGCAAAGCAACACUCCAGCUUCGGCUACGCCAGCGUGCAGAACCCGGCCUCCAACCUGAGUGCUUGCCAGUAUGCAGUCGACCGGCCGGUGUGAACCUCGCCCUCAGCGCGGGGAUCCGGAGGACUGUGGGAGUGGGCAGCUCUGCCCCCAGAAAGACUGAGAGUUGUGCUAGAAGGUCGUGCGCACUACGAGAAGGAAGAGAAAAAAGAAAAUAUAUGAGGAACAGAAAUCACUGAAUUCAAAAAGAAAGCGCCUUUGAUUUCAAAGGAACGCCCCUAUAAGUGUCUGACAUCUUUCGCUAAAAGUAUUUCCAACAGUUGGAGGACGCGUACACCAACAAAUGCUUGACUGGAUAUGACAUUUUAACAUUACUAUAAGCUUGUUAUUUUUUAAGUUUAGCAUUGUUAACAUUAAAAUGACUGAAAGGAUGUAUAUAUAUCGAAAUGUCAAAUUAAUUUUAUAAAAACAGUUGUUAGUACUAUCACAACAGUGUUUUUAAAGGCUAGGCUUUAAAAUAAAGCAUGUUAUACAAAAUCGGUUAGGAAUUUUCGCUUGCGAGCAAAGGAAUGUAUAUACUAAAUGCCACACUGUAUGUUUCUAACAUAUUAUUAUUAUAAAAAUGUGUGAAUAUAAGUUUUAGAGUAGUUUCUCUGGUGGAUGCCUUGUUUCUGAAACUGCUAUGUACAACCUAUUCUGUGUAUAACAUUUCGUACGAUAUUAUUGUUUUACUUUUCAGCAAAUAUGAAAAAAAUGUGUUUUAUUUCUUGGGAGUAAAAUAUACUGCAUACAAAUUGGUCUGGAUUCUUUCUCCUUUUCUCUGUCACCUGGCCAGGGUGUUUCAGUCACUGCCUCCUAAACAAACCAGUUUUCUCUGCCUGCCUAGUCAAACAUGCAAAGCACUCAGCAGAAAUAUAUUCUAGCCAUCCAUCAGAAACUAAAAGGGAAAAGGAGAAGCACCCGGAAGGCGGGGAAGCUGCAACGUGCUACGUGCCUCUGAUGUUUCUUUGGCCUAAAUCCAUAAGAUGCCAUUGGGGUUAGAAAAUAAUACCAGAGAAAGAAGAAAGGUGAGAGAAAAUUUGAAGCAUGCCAACGAGCUCGGAAUGAGUCUGAAGCUGACCUAGUCAGAGGGGGAAAGCACACCUCCAGUAAACACUUCUGGAGAAAGAUGUGCGUGUGUACCCAUGUACAGU
Molecule: messenger RNA, 2312 nt
Organism: Acomys russatus (golden spiny mouse)
Lineage: Eukaryota; Metazoa; Chordata; Mammalia; Rodentia; Muridae
Gene: Pitx2
Product: paired like homeodomain 2
Exons: 5
Coding region: 262-1215 (317 amino acids)
Biological process (GO): anatomical structure morphogenesis; regulation of transcription by RNA polymerase II
Cellular component (GO): nucleus
Molecular function (GO): RNA polymerase II cis-regulatory region sequence-specific DNA binding; DNA-binding transcription factor activity, RNA polymerase II-specific
Source: RefSeq, a predicted model, not a curated record